UCAUUGUUAUUCCCAUUACAAAGAUGGCGCUGCAGUGAAUAAAGUCCUGAAUGCUCUCUGCUGGUCAGAUUUGUCUCUGUCAUCUUUACUUUCGUUUUCUCAAUAAUGCGAGGAACAUUUCACUGACUCGAUCUGCUGUUUUUUCACUUGAUCGCCCAAACGUUAACUUCUCUGAUCAAGAAUGGCGUUCAAUUUUGGACUUCCAGUUCCAGAUGCAUCUUCAACGAUUAUAGAAAGCAAACCUAAAACAGUGACAGUACCUCAGUUCUCUCUCGGAGUUACACCCUUGUUGGCAAAGCAGUGGAGAAAUGUAGAAUGGAGUAAAGAAGAGAGGGAGACACUGAUGGAGUCUGUUAGGUCAUUUAAACCAGCCAGUGAGAUGGUCACUGAAGCCAGAGUUCUGCUGAUCGGUCCAGUCGGUGCUGGAAAGUCCAGCUUCAUCAGUUCUGUUCAGUCUGUCUUCUCUGGUCGGGUCAUCAACAGAGCCAUGGUGGGCUCGUCCUCCUCUAGCAGUUUCACUAAAAAGCUUUGCUCGUUCACCAUCAGAGGAGCUGGAGAGAAGGCAGAUGAGCCUACUUCUUUAGUAUUGUGUGAUGUGAUGGGUGUGGGUGAAAGUGAAACCACUGGACUCACUCUUCAUGAUGCUCUGUCUGUCAUUACCGGACAUGCCCCAGAGGGACAUCAGUUUAGCCCUGAGCAGCCUAUUGGAUCUGAUACUGUGGGCUAUGUGAAGAAACCAAGCACCAGAGACAAAGUGCAUUGUGUAGUAUUUGUAGUCGAUGGCUCAAAAGUCAAUUCCUACGCCAAAAGCUUUGGCACAACCUUCCAACAGUUAAGAGAUCACAUCAGCAAAUUAGGUUAUUGUAACAAGGAAGGACACCGGGAGCUGGAUUCUUCAAACACAGGUGUACACCAAGUGGCAUUACUGACUCAUGUGGACCAAGUUUGUAGAGCUACAGGAAGUGACAUCACCCAGGUGUACCAGAGCCAAAUCAUUCAGCAGGCGAUGGUGAAGGCCGCAGCUCUGCUGGGAAUGGCCACAUCCUAUAUUGUCCCAGUGAAAAACUAUUGCUCAGAGCUGGACCUGGAUGAAAACACUGAUGUUCUACUGCUCAAAGCCGUUGACCACAUCUUACAAUACGUAAAUCUGUACUUCCAGGACAACAGAGAGUAAAACAUGGCAGUUACAGAAGUGCCCAAUAUGAGUUCAUCUGUUGUACUUCAGGCCAUUUAUAAUUGAGUUUCAUUACAUUUUAAUUAGUGCUGUCAGUCGAUUAAUAUGUUUAAUCGCAAUUAAUCGCAUAAUAUUUCAUAGAAAAUUUCAAUUUUCCUGUCAGAAUGCAUUUAUUUCUUUUUUAGGGAGGAAAACUAGACAGUAUUUAACAAUAAUGCUUAAUUAGCAUCUUCUAAACAAAGCCUUCCACAGAUGCACUAAGAUAGCACCAACUGAAGUAUCAUUAACCGUUCCCCAAAGUCUAAAUGGGAGGUUGACUAAUUGAAAGAUCUAGUCCCCAUAGGUUGCUUAUUCAUUGCAAUGCACAUUGAAUCUCUCUUUAGCUAUUCGCUUCGGAAAUGGAAUUCACAUGAUUCGUUUUAGGGCAUCAAGCACCGCUUUGAACUCCACGUGAAAAUCGCUCCCUCAGUGGUCUCUUAUCAGUGUCAUGUAUCGUGUAUUUGGCUUUUGGGUGAUAGUUAUGAUUUGAAGUGCUUCUGUGGUAAUUAAAUUCUGCCUUACAAAGGCUACAAAGUACUUUUGUCACUAGGUCCUAUCUGGAUUAUGUUUUUGUGUUUUUUUGUAAGAGUUCCUGUCCCCAUCACUUGAUCACUAACACAGAAUCACUGUUGUGUGUGUUUGUGGUGUGUGCGUUAGUGUAAUAACUCUGGGCGGACACAUCACAAAGGUUCUGCAUGAUUCCAACCAGUCUCACACAGAGCUGAAUCAAAUUUCAAAAUCUAAUGUGAAAAUUGGUGUCGAUCGCAUUAAAGAAAAAUGAACGUGUAAAACAUUUUAAAUUGAUCACAGUUCAUUUUGACAGCUCUAAUUUAAAUUAAUGAAUUAUGCGGGCAUGGCAGGAAAUGAUAUAAAUGUCUGUCUGCUUUAGUGGCAUAACACACUGACUUAACAGACAUAACAUAGUGGCAUAACAAAUCCAUUGAACAUCUGUUAUUGUGUACUAAAACUGAUACAUAUGUUUUCUGGCUGCUAAUGCAGUUAUUCUAGAACACAAGGACCAAAUUGAAAUGUUGAUGCCGAUUAUUGUGAUUUUCUAUUCUAAAAUGUUGGUUUUAAUUAGAAUUUUGAUUAUUUUUGUCUCCAUCCAUGCUGUUUUCAGAGUUAUCUGUGAGCUUUGGCUAACAAAGUUUGGUUACAAGGUUAUUUGUUUAGGGUGUUAAUUUGGUCAAGUUUAGCAUUUUGUUUUUUUGUUUUUUGGCAUUGUUAAAUAUGUCUGACAGUGCAUGUCUUGUUCAUUGAAGGUUGCAGUCAUGGUAUAAAAAAAAGCUCAUGGUAAAAAAAAUUUAAAAGUCAACGUGAAACAGUAUCCACAACCCAAUGUCUUUCCAUGUUACACAUUUGCGAGUGAAAUUGAAUAAUCGUGAGACCAUAACAAAUAUUAUUACAGCAUUUCUUUUGUUCCGGCAGCAAAAAACAAAAUGUACUAUGAAGUGUCCUUGACUUUCCGAAAGAGGAAAAACUAAAUCUAGUGGUGGAUUACGGCAGUCAGAAGAAAGUCAAGUCAAGUCAUUUUUAUUUGUAUAGCGCUUUUCACAACACAUAUCGUUUCAAAGCAGCUUUACAGAAAAUCAUGCAUUAACAGAAAAUGAAAACUGUAAUAUCAAUAAAGUCUUAGUCAUCA
Myxocyprinus asiaticus (Chinese sucker) is the source of this 2855-nucleotide messenger RNA. It is a transcript of the gene ifi44g, whose product is annotated as interferon induced protein 44g. NCBI's taxonomy places the organism in Eukaryota, Metazoa, Chordata, Actinopteri, Cypriniformes, Catostomidae. The transcript is spliced from 9 exons. The record is from RefSeq and is a predicted model, not a curated record. The coding region runs from base 182 to 1174 and encodes 330 amino acids.